Molecule: messenger RNA, 14895 nt
Organism: Porites lobata
Lineage: Eukaryota; Metazoa; Cnidaria; Anthozoa; Scleractinia; Poritidae
Source: the annotation of a GenBank genome assembly
AUGGCUGCUGCGAUUGAUUCAAAUGGAAGUUUAAAACGCGAACAACAAGAGCAAGAUAUUUUGCAAGGUUCUGAGCCAGGAGCUGGGUAAAGUUCUGAAUAUCUCUUAUAAUACUUUUUAAGUGAUUUAUCUGACGUUCGUUAUAAUUAUAACUUAAGAUUUUUUAAAGUGGACACUAGUUUAAGGCCCGACUUUUGCCUUGCCUACCAAAUUUCACAGAUACAGUAUGUUCAUUUUGCUUCUCAUAAGCAAACAAUGAAUGCCAAUUACAAUACAGGGGAUCGGAACAGCUGAAUUUGAGUCGUAAAAUGUGCGCAGAAUAAUAAGGCUUAUAAGUUUCAUAAAUUCAUAAGGCUGUGCAAAGAUUUGCCUUACUUAAUUAUGGGUUUUAAUACGCAAACAGUAGAUUUAUAGUUUUAUUAGCCAAACAGCAAGUAAUGAUUUUGUCAAAGAAAUACCUUUUAUAAUAACAAAAUUCGUAAUACUGAAGUUAUUUCGGUUUAAAGUAGCAUAAUUAUUAUUUAUAUUAAAUAAUCAUUGGGUUUAACUGCAGAAUACCUUGCUACAUUGACAUAGCUAGCUAUGAAGUUGGAAAAAACUAAUUACCUAUGUGUAUUUCUCAUUCUUAAAAGUGUGCUCAAAAUGUGCCCCAAAAUGUCACUCUGUUAAGGUGGAAGGUGGAUUUCUAGUUAUAAUUUCCUCGUUAAAAUCCUAAUCCCAAGAGAGCUUUUGCUCUUUAAUGUAGAAUUUUAUUACAAACCAGCGACAGCCAACUUUUAAGCAGUUCUAUAUGUUGUACCACCUUAGGACUAAAAAAAAGUCCUGUCAAGUAGUCUGGGACAGGUUGAUUGUCUUGCUGGGGAAGUAACUUUUAAAAUUCACUUGCCCAAUAGUCAUUACGGAGCUUCAGCAAUGACGAUGGCGAUGGCAAGGAGGACAGGAAAAAACAAUAGGUUUAGAUUGACAAAACAACAACUUUGCAUGUGCAUCAUGCUUUUUGUCAUCGCUGCACGACUACAACAUGAAAGUCCCUAAUUUCACAUUUUGUUGAGGACGUGAACACACAUCAACGACUUUCUUUUUCUUUUCCUGAACUUUGGUACAGUUUUUUAGAAUUCAACUACAAAAAAAUUUGCCAACAUUUGACGAAUUAGACGAGAUGAAAUAAGUGCGAUAAAGAUUGAGGCAAUGUUAAUUAACUUUUUAAGUGACAUUUUUGUAGCUGUCGCCGUCGUUGUUGCUUAAACUCCCUAUUCUCCAACUAAAUCAUUAACCAAGACAAGCAAGAAGUGGUCCCAGGCAAGCAAAAUGCGAGAACGUCUUGCGUAAAGGACCAGCUUGAAUUCAAGCUUUUUUUUUUUCGCGCUCUGCACCUGCUUGUAUGGUUUAGCUAUUUUUAGACAAAAACUGUUCUCAGGUUAAGCUAGAAUUUCUUUUGUCUCCUAUGCAACUUGCCCCUAUGAUGUUUCUCAAUUAAGUGGAUACUACACAUAAUACAACACAUACUAAAAUAUAACUAGUUAAAACACGCACACACAUGCAUGAAAAUAAUUUAUUUAUAAAGUAUGGGCAGAUCAAGUAACUAGGUCAAUCUAGCAUUUAAUACUGUGAAAGGCAAUUAUUGAAGAGAAAAUUCUUGAUUCUCCUACAUGUUAAUAUAUUAGGGUCAGGAAAAAGACCAGUUUAAUCUUAUAAUGGAUUUCAUCUGCAACAUGGCCACUGUUUUUAGUAAACACAAUGAAGUGGCAGGGUAUCCUACAACUGCUCUUUGUUUUCUGUUUGUAGCUCAGCUGAGAAUGAGCCACUCUUUUAUGUCCAGUCUGAUGAAGAAGUUGAUGUUUCUGUGGAUGAAAUCUACACUGAUCCGGAGUUCAGAGCAUCAGCUCAUUCAGAUACAAGUCUAGCAUCUACAGGGGUCAUAUCUAGCAUUAGUAGCCAUGGAUCACCUGAGCCACCAGUAUUUGAACUGAAUGAUGUUGGGUCACCAGCAGAUGAGGUAGUCAACCAGGAAGAGAACUUUCGUGCGACAUUUCAUAUUGGACAAAAUUAUAAUGAUGAAUCAAAUAGUGCUGAUGGUCAAGUUAAUGCUAAAAUGGGUCUACUGAAAGUGGAGGAGGAACAAGAAGGUAUGUUAUGAGGAACCAGAAUUUGGAUCAGAUGUGUCUCUUAACAAUAGACCAUUGUUGAGAAAGCAGGGCUUGAAAUUAAAAAAAAUACUCAGGUCACCUUUUGGCGACCAACUGGAGAUGCAAAUUUUUAGUCGCCAGUUUGUAUAAUGUAAAGGAUGCAGGUCAUAGUGGGGCGUGACAUAUCAGAUUUGAUUGUUUGAAAAUAUUGUAGACAGAAGUCGGUAAAAAUUUGAAGUUCUCAAACACAAAAUUUAUCAAUAAGUAGCCUGGCGCAGGUAUGUAAAGUUGUCCUGUAUGCUUGGGAUCAAUGUUCUGGAUCCACUGGCAUGCAACUCUUGUUUAAUGGUAUAGCUGCUAACUUUUUUUUAAGUCAAAUGUGUGACAUUUUCAUCUUGUCAUACUGGGAUUUCCAAAAACAUCUCAGCAACUUGUAAAGAUUUCUGACAAUUUUUCAAGGACUUCUAAACAUUAUGGAAAGUUUGCAAAGAUGCUCCAACAAUCUUUGAGCACUUCCAAAGCUAUUUAAAAGGUGACAAUUUUUCAUAAAUAAUAUAAACAUGCAAUGGCACUGCUGAAGUGGUUCAUUUGAAUGGUUGCAUUUACUAAUAGAAUUUUGUCCUUGAAACAAGUAGCUGGUGCUAAAUUAACAUUGCAUAUGUUACAGGUCAAAAUUAAAUUCAGGUUAAAAUUUUUUUACCUAGGUUGAUUCUCAAUUUUCUUGGUUUCCUAAUCCUAAUUCGUGAAAAAUUGGGGCUAGGAGACAAAGGAAAUUGAGAAUCAACCUAGGUUAAAAAAUUUUAACCUGAAUUUAAUUUUGACCUGUAACACAUAUCUUCAUUAUUAAACCUAGUAGUGAAAAGGUCACUUCAUAACAGUGUUGAGAAUAUGCUGUUUUUCUUUAGAGGCUCGUAAAACAAGAGCAGACAGUGUGCGGGAAAUCAGCAGAGACUCAUCUGUAGAAGGUUGGCUUAGCAUUGAUUCUUUGUUCAUUUACGCUGAAUUUGAAUUGUGCUUGAUUUUUUCUCUAGUGUUGUAAGUGUAAAUUAAACCUCAAAGAUUACAUUUCUACAGCCGGUCAUGGAAGUUGUUUUUUCUUUCUUUGCCCUUGUUUUUCUCUGUACAAAACUUUCCUUUUUUUCAGAUGUAAAUGAUCCUAAGUGGACUCUACACAAGAAGCAUGUGUUUGUUUUCAGUGAGGCUGGCAAACCUAUUUACUCUAGGUGAGUCAGCCUUGGUCUGGUUUGUUGCUCUAAUGUAGAAAUAUGAUCUUAUUGUUACAAUGUUUGUUCACUUUAGUCAAUGGUUGACUCCUACUUGAGACUAGUAGUAAGAGUGGCCAAGUUAGAAAGCACUCACUUUUAUGCGGCCUAAAGUGUAUGUUCGUGUCCCUCCAUCUACACCAUACAUGAAAAUGAAUGUGUUGAAGCUUUUAGUGUUUUCCUUGGUCUUUUUGUUAUAAAAUCUAACAAGUAUUGUUAAUGUAAUAUUUAUCAUUUUUUUCAAAUGUAGGUAUGGUAGUGAGGACAAGCUUGCAACACUGAUGGGAGUUAUGCAAGCACUAGUGUCUGUUGUGCAGGACGGAAAAAAUACAAUAAGGUUAGCUUAAAGACAAGUGCUGCUGCAGCCACUGCAUACUUUUAUUGUCAAUUCUUUGGCUCAUUUGUAAGCUAAAUGAAUUCCUGAUAGAUAUACAUGUAAGGUGUUACCCACGGUCUGGUACAUAUGUAUAUAUAUAAUUAUUUAUAUAUGCCUGGGUUUUAGCCUGAAAAUUAUAAAUGCACAUUGAAGACAGACAUCUUGACUCAAGUCAGCUGUUCUAAAACUAAGGAAAAAAACAAGGUUUCACUUAACUCCUAGGUUCAAACCAUUUAGUUGUAUACACUGUAACUUUAUGUUUGAUCUCUGCUCACACAGUGUUUCUAAAAAGCAAUAAAUAAACAUCAGCAAAGAUUUACCUAUACUACAUUUUGUGUGUGUAAAUAUUCUGAUUUCCAUUCAUCAUAUAAACAAAAUUUCAUAAGAGUAGAAUAUUGCAAGGAGGUACUCUUAAAACAGACUUGUGUCAGACUUGUGUUAAUUAGUAGAAUAAUUUAAUUUAAGUUCAAUAUUGAUGUUAUUCCCUUAUUUUCAGAUGUAUUAUAGCAGGAGGCCACAAAUUUGUAUUCGUAGUUAGAGGGCAUAUCAUUCUUGUGGCAGUGGCAUACACACAGGAGUCGGUUACUCAGGUAUGACACUAUUUAUUGUUGAAUUUUAAUAUUACUUGAGGAUACUUACUUAAGGAAGUGGUUACAUCAUGUUGCCUUGGUUGCCAUGGUUUCUGGAUCUCAACAAACUGUGGUCUUGCAGAUUAUUAUGACUGAUAAUAGCAAAAAGGUUGACAUGUACGACUUUCCUGUGCACAAUUACACUCGGAGACAGAAUGGUAGCCCAUACUUUUCUUCCAUCAUUCGACAAUGCAAAUGGCUGUCUCUGUCAAAAAAGAUUGUUGUGAUCCAGAACUUUUGCUACCAUGGUAGCCUGAUGUCACACUCCUCCUCUCUAUACAGGUUGACUAUUUAAUAUAGAUUUGACAAACCUAAGAGUCUUUCAAGAAAUUAAAAAUGAAAGUGACUGGUGAAAGAGCAAAAUAAUUAUCCCAUGACAGGUUGACCUCAUAAUGUCUGUACCUCUUCGUAUGCCAUAAGAAAGGAAGUAAAAGACCGAAAUUCUAUGUCACACAGUGUAUCUCAGGGUAAUCUCAAUGCCAAGCAGAGUAGCAUGCCGAUACUAACCAAUUAGGUGGCGAUUUUUGCCAGCAGCCGCUACUUUUGACAACCCUGGUAUCUGUUGCACUAGUACAUGUAUGGUACAUCAAAGAAACAUUUUAAUAGGGGUGAAAACUAUUUAACAAUUAUUCCUUGAGCCCAAAUGGGCACUGAGUCAAUAGCCCAUGAGGCCAAAGACCGAAUGGGCUAUUGACUCAGAGGCCAUGAGGGCGAGAGGAGCAAUUGUUUUAGUAAAAUCCAACUAGCUGGUCAAAAAUAUCAAGACAAAACAACUUUAGCUGGGUAAAGCUAGACUUUAAUCCUUUUUUUGCCCCCAAAAAGCUGGCGCUUUCGCUACUAGUGGGCUAUAACAUAUAACCCAGUAGUAGCUUAACCAAUCAGAACGCAGCAUUGAUAAUAGACCACUAGUUGGAUUUUACUAAAGAAAAUUAGUCUUUGGGACCUUGGGAAAGGUGACCUGUCUGCUUAACCCUUUCAGUCCCAAGAGUGAUCAACAUCAAUUUUCUCUUAACUACAUGACUGUAUAUCAAUACACCAAUAAGAGAAAAGGUUAGGAGAAUUAACAAAAUGAUGAACAAAGGAAAAAUGCUUUGAUCUUUUAUCAAGUUCUCUCAACUAAUUCUGUAAGGCUAUGUAUGGACACUAGUGGGGAGAAUUUGGUUUUGGAUACUGGGGCUUAAAGGGUUAUUAGAGGGUGACUGCUCAAUAAAGGUCGGCUUAAUAAUCCAGGUUUGACUGUACAUGUGGUUCAGGGUGCAAAGAAGGUCAGUUUUACAGCCUGCCAUUCGGGUAAGCUGUAGCCAGCAUGUAUUAGUCCACAAGUCACUUCAACUAGCCCCCAAACCCUUUUUGAUUAGCAGGAUUGAUUACAAUCCUUUUGUAAAUUGAAUUUCCCCAAAAAACAGCACUUGCCUGAUAGCAAAAUCCACUAGCCCCAGGCUAUCAGACACGACUUUCUUUUCACGCUGUGGUUACGUGUAAUUCAAGUGCACUUCAUAAAGGUAUUUUCAUUUCUUACAUACUAGGCAUUGUUUCUGUUUUUCUUUCAGUUGGUGCUGCAGCUGUCCUAUGUUUAUAAUCAAAUCCUUAGUGUUUUAACUUAUACCCAGUUAUCGAGAAUAAUGGAACAAAGAAGAAAUUAUGAUCUUAGAAGGCUCUUAGCCGGUAAGAAGUAACUACAGUACUGUCACUGGUAGAUGUUGAUUAUUCAAACAAAAUUUAAGGAGUACAAUAAUAAUAUUAUUUUAGUAAUCAUAGCUAAAACAAAAUUCUGUAAUUGGAUUGGCUAUCUUCAUUCCUGGUUUCAGCAUUUAUACACUGUAGGACAGGGUUAUAGGAUGCUACUGUAUGUGUCAUACCCAAGUAAUUGGACCGUAACAUGCCAUUAGCUGCACUUGAAUGGGAUCUUGUUUUUUCAGGUUUAGCAAAACAUUAAAAUCCAUUAAUUAGGCAAACAAAAUUGAAUAAUCACAGAUCUUUUUUUUUUUCUUAGGUUUAGUCAAUUUUACUGGUAAAAACUCUUGUUAAAAUAAUAAUAAAAGCAUUAUUUUUCUGCAUCCUGGUAAUCAUCCAAUUUUUUAAUUAGCCAAACAAAAUAGAAAAGAUACUAUCACAGGACUUUUUGAGAUUUUUUUUUCCAAAUUUACUAUGUUAUGUUUUCUUAAACCCUUGUUUUAAUUAGAUUUUAAAGCUGGUAACAGAACUUCAAACUUCAAACCAGUGGUUUCUUCUCAAUCAAAAUUUGUUUAAACACAAUUUGUUUGACAUUCCAGUGAUAAAAUUAUAAUUAUUACUGUUUGUAAUAACAUUUCUUGAAAACCACACCCUAUCGGGCAGUGCAUACCUAUCUAGCCCAGAUAUGAAGGUAACUCUCCCAGGAACAUGUUAGUGUUUCCAGUUCUCUGUUUUCAAAUCAAACUUUGAACAGAGAAUUGAUUUGUUCGUAAUAACAUAAUUUUCCUUCUCUUUUUCAAAUCUUUAAUGGAUCAUGAGCCAAGUUUUCUUCUAGGAUCUGUAAGUAUAUGUAUUUGGCUGCUAGUUGUUAACCCUUUAAGUCAUAAUAGUGUCCAACAUCAAUUUUCUCCUCCAUAAUAUCCAUAUUUUUUAAAGAAAUGGUUAGACAAUUUGAAUAAAAUGAUCAAAAGAGAAAAUAUUCUGAUCAUUUUAUUAAAUUCUCUCAACAAUUCUUUUGGCAAGAAAUGGAAGAUUGUUAUGGAGAAAAUUAUAUGGUCAACUAUUGGGACUUAAAGGGUUAACGAACUAAACUUGAAUCUGAAAGUUCUGUGUUCUUGUACAGCUGUUAUUUACAUAAAAUGCUAUAAGUUAGUUGCCACUAAGUUAUCAGACAAAGAUGACAUAGAUGUCAUCUAGAGCCUACCACUUCUUCUUGUUCUGUUAUAAUAAGAUGUGAACACUGUUGUUGUUUGUUUAGGUGAGGUGUCUACCACUUUCUAGUUCUGUUAGGGAAACCAUUGGUCAGAGUAUGCUUCAAGCAAGAGUUAAGGUAAAUAGAAACAGGAACAGAAAGUUAAAAGCUAAAAGAAGAAAUAGUUAAUAAUAAGAAAUAAUUAUUUUGAAGCUUGAGGAAGAUACAAAAAAAACACAGGAAAUUCAGAAUGUUGGGAAUGUAAGGCGAAGAAAUAACUUGACUCUCAAACAAGAGUUGAACCCAUAAAGGAUAGUUUACACUAGCGAUGGAGACAGAGUCAUUGUAUAAUCAGAAUCGUAAAACUUUAUGAGUUAGUGAAAACUGCAUUCUGAUUCUGCUCAAUGUGAAUCCGUCACUUACUAUCUGGUGAAAACUAGGUUAUUGGAUUUGCAAGCAGAAGCAGAAGAACUAAACCAGUCACAAAGAGUGUGAAUGAGCAUUGUAAUUGAUUGGUUUCUCCUUGAACCUUCUACCUUCUGCUUGCUACAUUGAUGUACUUUGACAAUCUGGUUUUCACUAGAUCAUAAGCAACAGCUUCAUAAACAGAGUCAAAUGAAAAUGGAAAUGUUCUGAUUCUUCCGACUCUGAUUCUGUCAUGUUUGUGACUCCACUUGUGACUCCGAUUUUUGAUUUUCACUAGGACAUAAGUUCUCAUAUGAGUCUGCUUAUGACUCUGACUCAGACUCUAUCACUGGUGAAAACUAGCUUUAAGUCUUCAAACGUCAUUCUGUCUCUGUCGCCCUUAAACUUACCAAGAAUCUGUCAUGGGUUUGUAUACAUACUGGAAACUCAGUAUUAGUUCUUUGUCAUUCUUGCAACAUGCCUCAUAUACAUUCUUUUUAAAGUAAAGGCUGUUAUUUUUCUUGCCUAAUUUUUUACAGGUGGAAUAUGGAAAUAUCAGUAUAUCUCAAUCUUUUUUUCUACCCAGGAUUACUUCUUGCUUGUCUUAGUUGAGGUGAAGUUGCACGGGACGAUUCGCAAUGACGAUUUUAGUGCAACACGGCGUUCCAAUGUUGGAACAAUGAUGUAACUAAUCGAAACAAUGUCGCAACAAUGUUGCAUGACUUUUUUGAGCUACAAAAUCGUCGUUGCGAAUCGUUUCGUGUAACAUCACCUUUAAUGAUUUCAGUAGAGGAUGACUUGCCUGGGCUAAGUAACUUAAAAACGUUUUCUUGCCCAGCAAGAAAAUUGCUGUGGACUACUGGACGAGACUUUUUUUUGCACCCUUAUACUUUUAUAAACUUGUUGCUAUUUUUUAAAAUAACGACCUUGCCAGCCCUUAGUCUUCCUUUGGUGCAGUUGGCUAUACGGUGCUUGGGGCAGAUAUGAAACUUGGGAUGGGAAGGGGGGUCGUUUGCUCUCUAUGACACCCUUCGCACUCCAUGUACUUUCCGCUUCUUGCCACUAAAGAAUCAUAAACUGAGAUACAAUAUUAACUCCCCCAAUCAAAUCCUAGAUCAUCCCCUGUUUUCUUAAACUUAAAUUCUCCUUCUUUUCCCAGGACUUGGUGUUUGCUAUAUUGGUUGCAAAUAACCAGUUAGUCACAUUGAUCAGACCCAAGAAAUACAGCCUACAUCCAUCAGGUAUGUAUGGAAGGAAAGUCUCCUCUUUUCGCUUUUCUUCCCCUUUCCUCUCAUAAACGUGUGAUACUACAGAUCAAGCUAUGGUAAACAAAGGCCUAUACUACAGUAGCUCCUUGCUAAUUGCAAUCAACCAAAAUAUGCACAGUUUUACUUUUCAGUGGUCGUUGAGAGUAAAUUAGGGGGUUUGGCAUAUGAACUCGCGUUUUCAAAGUGAAUUCUUUCUGUUCAGAAACCUCCGGUAAUAAUUCCAUAAUAUUAGUGCAAUUCAUGUAUAUGAAAAGUUCUCAUUAGCUUUCAGCGUAUCUUAAGAUCUUGUAAAACGUCGGUUUUGUGAGUGAAAGCUUACUGGGCUUGCGCCUUUUAAUUCUCAGUCUGAAAUCUUAGGGUUAAAUCCUUUCAGCACAUGGUGCUGUUUGCUUUUACGCACCCUCACAAAGUACACUUGAAAUUCUCAGUAUUUUAGAAGUCUUUGGGUUAGAGGGAUUGUGUCAAAGCUAACAUGAACGUUUUUUUUUUAAGUCAUCAGUUUUUUAAUGAAAGAGGCACGAUGAAAAUUAAAAAUUCAAAGAGCUUUUUUAUCUUUUGUCCGGUACGUCUGUGGACUUGCUUUGUUUGUUUGUCGUGAAAGCAUGUGUACGUGUGAGAGAUUCUUUAAAGUCAUGCGAGAUCGUUACUUGUUAACAUUAACCUUAAUUUUUGUUUUGUUCGUAGAUCUUCACCUUAUCUUUAAUUUAGUGAGUGCGUCAACAUCUUUUCAAACUGCAGAGUCGUGGACGCCCAUUUGUUUGCCUCGCUUUGAUAAUAGGUAACGUCAGUUUAAACAUGUGCAGUGAACAUUGCAUUUUUCUUGCCCAGAUGGAAUGUUUUUUUUUUUUUAAAAAAGAAGGGAAAACCAGAGAAUAGCUCUCGGAGCAAGGGUAGGAACCAACAAUAAACUCAAUUUACAUAUGCUGUCGCUCCUGGGAUUUGAACCCAGGCCACGUCGGUGACAGGCAAGUGCUCUCAAGCUUACCGGUCGUUUCGCUGCAAACUGAAGUCGCUGGGAAACAACUUGUAGCGAAACGACCGGACACCGCUCUCACCACUGUGCCACUCUGGACUGUUCACAGUCCCCUAUUUUUUCUUAAGAUUGUCGAAAUUAUCGCUCGUUCUUCGUUCGACGAUCUUACGGAAAAAUAGCGCAGUCUGGUACAUCUAGUCCCCUCCCCCUGCCAGAAAAACGGAGUGGUUUUCAUGUUGAUCUUUUGUAAUUUACCUCAGGGGGAUUACUUGGGUAUGAAGUACCAGAAUGUUAUACUGAUCUACUUCACAUUGCCCCACGGAAUCCGUAGAAGUUUCUGGAAAACUGACCCCAACCCUCCCUUAACCCAGCGUUUAUUUCUCAGUAAGGGCAAAAUGUUGGGUCAGGGGAAGGGAAGGUGGGUAAUUUCCGAGAAUGUUAUAAUGAUCUACUUCCUCUUUGCUCUAAGAAAUUUGGAUAAGAGUCUGGGAAACUGCCCCCCCCCCCCCUCCCCAACCUUCCCUUAACCUAACGUUAAUUUCUCACCAAGGGCAAAACAUUGGGGUAGGGAAGGGGAAUUUGGAGAUUUUACCAAAAUGUUGUACUCGUCUGCUUCACGUGUUAACGCAGAUGAGCUCGUUUCAUGUUGUGUUACGCUCGUUUAAUACUUGUUUUGUUUUGACUUUUCUUUUUCAGUGGUUAUCUUUACGCUCACAUUUCAUAUCUGGAAGACAAUUGUCCUGCCUGCUUGCUACUCCUUUCUACUGACCGUAACGCGUUCUUUGAGUUAGCGGGAAGUAGACAGAAAACUCUAGAGGUAAGAACGGUCUUUGAGGUGUGAAAGUUUGAAAAAGGUGAUUAAACAGCGCCUGGGUGCUAUUACACACGACACGGAGAAGAACCCCGCCCGUUUCCCAUUCGCCACUCUAGAAAUGAUAAGAGAACUGGAGCCGAAAUGCUUCCCGCAAUUGUUUCUGGGAUUGUGACUGGGGACGCGCCGGUCAGCUAUCGGUCAAUUUUUUUUCCCUCUCUGGUAACAUACCCAGAAGUCUUUGCGAAAGUUAACCCGACCCAGUUUCCCCGUUCUACAGUUGUGAAUUUUCUGAGAACGUGUUUUAUGAUUUUUCAGCGUUUGAAGAGAUACAGGUGUAUAGAGGCCAUUAACGAGGCUGUGGCGAGGAAGAGUUAUAGUAGAGGUAAUCGUCUUGUUUGUUUUGUGUUUUUCUCCUUUUCUAAGUUGGUACAAAAAGGGAAUUUUGAGCGGCCUCUUAAAUACAUGUGUGUUAUUAGGCUAGUAUCCCUGGAAAAAGGGCUGGGUUGUGCUGAAUUUAUCCUGGUAGAGGACAUUAAUGUGGCAAUCCUGCGAUUUGAAGAAUGGUGACGCACAAAACACUCGAUGCUAGCAUUCAAGGACCAGUGCGAACACAAGUAAAUUUUGUUCUAUUCGAAAAAUUUUCUAGCAAGAGGUUGCACUCAAAAGUGAGAUAGGCUUUCCUAUGCUGGACGUUAUUAGCCAGUCGAACAUACCUUUGGUUGUAAUUGAUUUCGCGUUUCGCUCACACAAUUUUUUUGUUUCAUUGUAGAUCAAGUUGGAAUUCCAGAGUUGUAUCAUUUUGUUUACAAGUCGAAAAGCACAGCACAGUACACUUCCCCUGAACUAGAAGCUCCUUACGUGGAAGCAGAAGAGCAAGAGAGGUACCCUUGCUUUUACACAACCAAACCAUGUAGCUUAUUUGAGUUUACAGUAAAUGAAGAAACCUAAGUUAAGCAUAUAAAUACUGUUUUUAUUUUAUUCGCAGACUCUUUGGUUUGUAUCUUUACCUUCAUCAUCGGAUUCACUCAGCUGCUAGGCCUUUGAAAAUAUUAUGUCACGUAGGCACACGAGAGAUGCUGUUGGGAUGGGUACGUAGGGAAUGAGUUCAAUUGAUUAGUAGACACAAUCACCCUCAAUACUGAUGGGUAAUAUCGCCACAGAAGUCUGUGCACAAUUUUCAAACUUGGAAGUGAUUGUAGUUUUCACCUUCUUCUCACAGUUGCUUAUUAGCUCGAAUUAGUGGUCAAGUUAGAAUAACACAGAAUCAAGUUUGAUCAUACAUGUAUAAACAUCAUACUGCGCGGUAUAUUCCAGUUGAGUAGCAGGAUUUUAUCCAGCCACUUUUAAAACUAAAACAUCCUAUGCGUGUAAAGCAUGUUAAAUAGAACUAAUCGUUUCCUCGGUAGAGUGUUGUAGUAGUAUAAUAGGGAUGUAGUUAUCCUGUUGUGUGGCUUUUAACGUAAAGGUCUGACUGACUGGUGAGCUGUUAGGCUGAUUUAGCAACAGAACGGGAACUUCCGACAGCGCGCGCUUUCCCGUCGUCAACUGACGUUCAAGUCCGGUUGCUAAAUCAGCCUAUUAGGCAGUUUAAGCAGCGACAUUUUUGUUCGACGCUUGUCAACCCGAAGUGAGGUUUUUUCUAUUUUAAUUUGCCUUGACGCUACCAAAUUUGUAUUACUAAGAGUCUUUACCCUUAUAGAGACGAUUUGCCUGAAAAUGUGUUUAAAAUCACGGCUUAAAGACUGCAAAAAGUCCACUUCCGGUCGACGUGCGUCGCUCAAAAACGUCGCUGCUUAAACUCCGUAUUGUUUCACCGCCACCGCCACCACAGUACUGUCACCAUUACUGCUGAUAGGUAUUGUGGAGGUGUUGUUCGUGAGGAGUAAGUGACGGAUCAUUAAAAAAGUGAAGGAGUGAGGGUGGGAAAAAACAUAGCUGAAAAAAUCCGUUGAAAGAAGUACACAUAGUCAGAAUGGGUAGGGAAACAACUUACAAGCUAAGGAAAAAAAAACGGAAAAAAAGGAGCAACAAUAACGACAGCAAUGCAAAACACGCACAUAUGGCGUGUCGAAAAAAAUUAGGUGCAAAGCAACCCCCACCCUGCAUUUCCUCCUUUUUUUAAUUGUCCGUCCCUAGAGUGACGCAUUAGUGAAAGCAAUCGCCUUUCGCCAGUUUGGCCUGGGUUCAAAUCCUGGCGUCGACGCCAGAUGUGUAAUGAGUUAGUUGUUGGUUCUCUCCCUUGCUCCGAGAUGUUUUUCUUCGGUCAGUUCCUUUUUCCCUUUCCUCAAUUUGAUUCCUUUGAUCCGGGAUGCGGGACGAAGAAGCAUGUUUUGGGUGUGCUACUUAUAAAUUGUUACAUUGAUCCGUUUAUUUGGGUAGAUUGAACAAAAAGUUCAGUGAUUUUCAACACAAACAUCCACCAAGGGUUGAUUCUAUCCGCGCUAUACUACUCGAUUUAUUUGUCGAAGUUAACUAUGAUUUCACCUACAAUAUCGCAAGGUAGCGGCCUCCUGUGCAGUAUCAUUACUCGUAGCUUUCAUUUAAAUGACCGCAUCAAAUUCAAUUACCAGUCUCAUGAUUUUUUUUAUCGUUUUUUUUUGGCAGGUAACAUCAGGUUUUGAGUUGUAUGCAGCUUUCAGUCCGCUUGUCACUAAACCAGAUGCCAUAAACGCCAUUAACAAGCUUUUGAGAUGGAUAAAGGUUUGUGUUGUUUUUCAUUUCCUCGAUUCUCUUCACCGUCAGUGCUUAACAAUUGUUUUUCUCCUUCCUUCUAUUUUUAGCGCGAAGAAGACAGAUUAUUCAUUUUAAGCUCUCAAGUCUUCUAAAGCAGCACGUUCUGCCCCGUACAGAAAUCAGCUCGGACGCCGAAAGUGUGGACUUGCUGGGUAAACGUCACUUUCCUGCAAGUUCCGAAGGAGCACAAGAGAUCAGUAAUGGUGUGGAACCGAGAAAAAUCAUUUGAAAUAGCAUUCGUACGCAAACUCUGUAAACUUUACGGCCAGCGGGGGAAGGGCCAGUACAGACAAUGGGGACAUCAAUAUUCCGGUGAUAACAGUAAGCUUGUUUUCAUAAACUUCGAAGUAAACCUUUGACACGAAAUGGUAUCUGGUCUGUGGAAAAAAAAACCACCUUGUGUGAUUGACAGUAACGGUUAAAACAGCGAUUCAUUGAUAGUGACAGUUACUUCCGGGGGGGGGGGGUAUUCCCUAUAAUGGCCCAUACGAGGAAGGUUCCGCCCGAAAUGUGUACCUUUUUUUGGGCUUCAGGUAUAUGAAAGGGUAGGGAAAUCUGUCAUUUCAGUCUGUAAAAUGACCUAAAAGGGCUAUAGAAAAAUGUUAUGCCUGUGAAGAAGUCGAUAAAAUUUUUCUUUUUUUUAUUCGUAUUUAAAAGACAGUGCAUUUAGAGCAGUAAAAAGGGAUGUACAGUUCUAAACUAGGUAUUUGAAAGGGGUACAAUUUGUCAAUGGAAGGUAUACGAAAGGGAUGACUUUUCUGUCAGAAAUGUAGACUGCGAGGAGUCUUUUUUUUUCCUUCAGAAUUAGUAGGAGAGUACACGCGCGCGAGAAACGAGGGCGUGAUCAUUUGCGUGUCUCGCGCGUUUUGCUCAAGGGACCAAGAAAAAAGAGAGACUGCUCGUAGUCUAUCAAAAAUCGUAUAUAAAAGGAAAGGGGUUGGACCUCGGGGCGGAGCCUCCUCGUAUGAAACUUUGUUGAGUAUCCCCCCUCCCCCGGGCAGUUAUAAAACAACCAAUCAAAAGUGUCGAAGUUUUUGGAUGUCCCGAGGGUCUCUCCUGGCACUGAUCACCCGCUGAUCUUAAAGCCCGAGAACCCCAGGAACAGGAUUGUUGAAUUAUUUUUGAUAACCAUUUUUGACUUAUGAAUUUGAGACGUCCGCUAAGAGUAAAUACUGAUUACUAUACGCACUUGAAGCAGUGCAAAAGACAAGAAAUUACUGGCUUCUUGUACUCAAGAAAGUUAGCUAAAAUUAGAGCCGUCAAAUGCUGUAAAUAAUUUAAAACAGUCACUGGUAAGUAAAUCUGUAUAAGAGGGUCAGGGUGGUUUUACUAAGCGAAAACGACUUAUAUUUCCCUUCCUUUUUAAAGUUAUUUCCUGGAAAUAAUGUUCUUUGUAACUCCUAGACAUCUUACAUGUGCAUUUUUAAGUAUUGUUUCUGCCGG